Molecule: messenger RNA, 744 nt
Organism: Endocarpon pusillum Z07020
Lineage: Eukaryota; Fungi; Ascomycota; Eurotiomycetes; Verrucariales; Verrucariaceae
Exons: 1
Coding region: 1-744 (247 amino acids)
Biological process (GO): regulation of transcription by RNA polymerase II
Molecular function (GO): DNA-binding transcription factor activity, RNA polymerase II-specific; RNA polymerase II cis-regulatory region sequence-specific DNA binding
Source: RefSeq, a predicted model, not a curated record
AUGCCUUCGUUAUCUCAGGGAUUCGAUGACUUUAACGGGCGGUAUCAUGAUCCGGCGGGAUACUCCCAGAUGCAACAGCACAGACCACCAGAAUACUUGGUUGGGCCCAGCGGUAUGCCACAGUAUCCAGAUGUACCUACGCCAUAUCCAGGACAGACUCUUACUAGCCAGCAAUUCGACUCAUACCAAACCAGCUCCAGUCUACCGUCAAUCAGAGAAAUGCCAGGUCGCAGAGAGGGUGCGGGGACAGGCCACGGCAACAAUGGCAACGUACGCGCGUCUUAUUAUCAAAACGAAAGUCUUGGUCAUUACCCUGGUUUGACGCCCGAUGCUGAGCAUGGCGCAUAUCCAUCAAGACGCCCAUCGCUUUAUGACCACAAUUCCCAAAGUCACACAUCUUACCCAGCGCUUGGGUCUAGGCACAUGACGCCAGGUGGAGACUUCUCCAGAUACGGUCAGCCUACGUACGAUACCGCAGGUCGUGCAUAUCCCUCUCCAUAUGGAGAGGUGGAUUACUCGACGCAAUCCUUGAGCGGUCCCCAGCAACCUAACUUUGGCGUACUAGGUGAUGCGAAUGAUCCUCGCAGUAAGAGGAGAAGGGGUAAUUUGCCCAAAGAGGUUACUGAUAUCUUGAGAGCGUGGUUCCACGACCAUCUAGACCAUCCUUACCCUACGGAGGAAGACAAGCAAAUGUUCAUUGCUAGGACUGGACUAUCGAUCAGCCAGGUAAAGCACCACACAUGA